Molecule: messenger RNA, 306 nt
Organism: Aspergillus calidoustus
Lineage: Eukaryota; Fungi; Ascomycota; Eurotiomycetes; Eurotiales; Aspergillaceae
Source: the annotation of a GenBank genome assembly
AUGCGGGGGAGUGUCCACUUCGCUUCUCCUCCCGACCCCAACGUUCCCUCUUCUUCUUCUCACCCAAUUCACUCCGAUAGGCCUGGAUUCACAAACUCGGACCCUUUACCUAAGGCUGAGAGAGCGCCCACUGGUCUAUUGGCCUUUGUUGCCAUGGUCGACGCCGAUUCGCAAAACCGGGCAUUUCGGAGAGGCAAUGUCUCAGAACCCCGCGACUGUGGCUGGGAAUUUAUGAGCUUCAGUCAUUUCCUUCGCUUUUUACUGGCAGAUAUGAAAGAUGAUUACUUUCGUGUUGCUGAACGGUGA